AUGGCGGCGCCCGUGCUGCGCGGGUGCUGCCUUAGAAGGUGUUGGGCUUUAGCCUGCAUUGACAGCGGUUCUCGCCACGGAAGAGGGGCUGCGACUGGGUUCACGUCCAGCGGGAAAAGGGGACAGAGCUUCGUGGCUCAGCAGCCCCUCCUUACGGCCCAGAAGUCAAGGAAAGGCGAACACAAAUGGGCAGCUGUGGUAGGUUUGGAAAUUCAUGCCCAGAUUGCCUCCAACUCUAAACUCUUCUCUGGAUCUCAAGUCCACUUUGCAGCACCUCCAAAUUCUUUGGUAUCUUUUUUUGAUGCAUCUCUGCCUGGAACUCUGCCGGUUCUCAACAGGAGAUGCGUCGAAGCGGCGGUGAUGACAGGCCUGGCACUGAACUGCCACAUAAACAAGAAGUCCUUGUUUGACAGGAAGCACUACUUCUAUGCAGACCUCCCUGCAGGCUACCAAAUUACUCAGCAGAGACUCCCGAUUGCUGUGAAUGGGAGCCUGGCAUACAGUGUCUGUGUGGGGAAGAAAUGGAGGCAGGUGAUCACCAAGACCGUGAGGAUCAAGCAGAUCCAGCUGGAGCAAGACAGUGGCAAAAGCCUUCACGAUGAGCUGCGGUCUCAGACACUCAUCGAUUUGAACAGGGCAGGAGUUGGCCUUCUGGAAGUGGUGCUGGAGCCGGACAUGUCCUGUGGAGAAGAGGCAGCAACAGCCGUCAGAGAGCUGCAGCUGAUACUUCAAGCACUGGGGACCAGCCAGGCAAAUAUGGCAGAGGGCCAGUUAAGAGUGGAUGCCAACAUAUCUGUGCAUCAUCCUGGGGAGCCUUUGGGCGUUCGAACUGAAGUGAAGAAUCUCAACAGUGCCAGGUUCCUGGCCAGAGCAAUAGACUAUGAAAUUCAGAGACAAAUCAACGAACUUGAGAAUGGAUGUGAAAUUCUGAAUGAAACUCGCUCAUUUGACUACAAGCUAGGGUGCACCGUACCGAUGAGAGACAAAGAAGGAAAACAAGACUACAGGUGGUUACUCCUCUUGUUUAUGCCCGAACCCAACCUUCCUCCCCUGCUGCUCUAUGACACUGCAUCUCUGCCUGCUGGUGCAGACCCACAGCAAGUGAUCAACAUUGACCGGAUUCGGGAGCAGCUCCCUGAGCUCCCCAGUGAGACCCGAGAGAAGCUCAUUCAACAGUAUGGGAUACUGCCAGAACACAGCUUCGCCUUACUGAAUGAAGUUGGCCUACUGGAGUUCUUCCAGAAUGUGAUAAAAGAAACUAGGGCAGAGCCAAAAAAAGUAACUAGUUGGGUCCUCAACAUUUUUCUGGGUUUUUUAAAGCAACGGAACCUUGCUGUCAAUGAGAGUCCUGUCACACCUUCUGUGCUGGCUGAGCUUCUCAACCUGCUGGACAGAAAAGUAAUUUCUUCAGCAGCAGCUAAACAGGUGUUUGAGGAAUUGUGGAGGAGUAAAGGGAAGACUCCAUCACAGAUUGUUUCAGAAAGGAAGCUUGAACUGAUGCAGGAUGAAGAGGCACUGGAACGGGUGUGCCACGCCGUGAUGGAGGGGCAUCCUCAAGUGGUAAUGGACAUGAAGAAGGGAAACCCCAGAGCCAUAAACAAACUGAUUGGGUUGGUACGAAAAGUAACUCACAACCGAGCAGAUCCUACGGUGAUAAAGGAGAUCCUGGAGAAGCAGUUGUCGUCAUGA
Molecule: messenger RNA, 1689 nt
Organism: Puma concolor (puma)
Lineage: Eukaryota; Metazoa; Chordata; Mammalia; Carnivora; Felidae
Gene: GATB
Product: glutamyl-tRNA amidotransferase subunit B
Biological process (GO): glutaminyl-tRNAGln biosynthesis via transamidation; mitochondrial translation
Cellular component (GO): glutamyl-tRNA(Gln) amidotransferase complex; mitochondrion
Molecular function (GO): glutaminyl-tRNA synthase (glutamine-hydrolyzing) activity
Source: RefSeq, a predicted model, not a curated record